AAAUCGAUCGCUCUGCACUCUCCGACACCGAAGGGGAGUCGGAGACGAAGAUCGCCCAGUCCGUGAGUCGAAGAUUAUAUUGAGAUUUUAGAGCUAGGGUUAUGUAAAGAAUGGAGAAGGAAGUAAAGCAAUUGGGUGUGAGUAAGUCGUCUUCGUCAUCGUCAUCACCAUAUUCACGAUUGUCACCAUCGGCUAUACCUUUUAUCUCGAACCGCUGUCAGACCCAUCAAAAUUGGGGUUUCGGUCUGGAUGGUGACUUUACUUCUACUGGGUACGAUGAUUGUGAGUGUUUUGAUGAUCGGAUUGACCCACAAUAUUCAUUUUUUGAGGGUUCCUCUAAAGACUCCACCUUUCCGGCUUCAUUAACUCGUGAUUCUAGGAUCCUGUCCAAUAUCUCAUCCUCUCAUGAUUUGUUGUCUGCUGCUACCCUCAAAGAUCAUCAAAGUUUGCAAACAAACCCAGCGGCAAUGUCCUCAAGCAAUGGCAGUUCAAAAGUCGCUUCAUAUGACAGAAGAUAUUUUCAACUUAGUUGCCUUUCAAGCGCAUUGAAAGAUUCUAGUUCAUCUAAUAGUGAUAUAUUUCCCAAUCCUGUGUAUGGAUCUUCAAGGAUUAGCACUACUUAUCCUGCCCCAAAUACUUUAUCAAAGAAUGUGGAUUCUAAUGGCGAUGGUGCGGACAGAAACAAUGAGGAUUAUUUCAAUGGUAAGCAUUCUAAUCGAAAGGAACCUUAUGUCUUGAUGAAUGUUAAGGACAAUAAAUUCUGCCAGGAUGAAGUCCUGGUAGACUUAUGCAACGGGAGAAAGAAUACGAAACCUUUAGGUGAUGUAGCUAUGGGUCCAUUGGCCAUGGAAAAUGCUUGGCUGCAAAUCCCUUGUUCAAUUGCAAUUGAUGAAGUCUUGGUAGAUGAAUGCAAGGGCAGAAAGAAUGCCAAACCUGUAGGUGAUGUGGUGACGAGUCCACUGGUCAAAAAGACUGAGCUGCAAAUCACUGGUGCCAGUGUUCUUGAUGAUCUUUCUUUGAGGCCUCAUUGUUCUGAAACAAAGGUUCAUCUUGAAACUUCGUCCGUAAUGUCUGACCAGAAUGACUCUGAUGUGGAUUCACCUUGUUGGAGAGGGUUGGCUGCAACUCGAUCUAGAUUUGAAGAUUCUGGGCUGCGAAGCUCACAACUUGAAAAUGAAGAAGUUCCUGGUCCCGAGAUUUCACAACCUAAAGAAGCAUGUAGCAGUUUAAAUCCUUGGGCACCUCAGUUUAUUCCUAGCAUUGCUAAACGAAGUGUAGGUUAUUGUGGUAGUGAAAUUGGUGGAGAUAACACAGCAUCUCAGCAGAAUGUUUCUGACUUGGCAGCUACUUUAUUGCUUGAAGAACCAAGACUAGAAGGCUCUGUUACUGUAUUGUCAUCUCAUUCAGAAACAGGCAACAUGACAAGGACUUUUAACACCUGUGAACGAGAAAAGGAAUACACUAGGAAUAGAAACUCUAGUAGUAGCUCUAUGCUAGACUCUUCUUUAGUGUGUCAACCAUUACUUGUGGACGAUCACUUCAUUGCUGACGGCCUGCUUGCACCUGGGCCAGAUGGUGGAGGUUCUGUAGAGGGUGUCAAGGAUUCUUUACUUACUGAUUCCAAUAAUGCGUUGUUAUGUGCAACGGCAUAUGAGUAUAGUCCAGCUUCCUCUGAAGUUGUCGUCCCUAAAGAUUUCACAAAAGAAGUUCAUGGUGCAUCAAAGCUUUUUCCUGCACCUCUGCAACUUGACGUUCAAACUGCAGUCAACACAAUGCACAAUAUGUCAGAGAUACUUAUAAGACACUGUUUGAAUGAUUUGCAUUCUUUCAAUGAACAUGAGUAUGACAUAAUCAAGAGUACUAUUGAUAAUCUUAAUUUUAUAAUCAGAAGUAGGGAUGAGCAAAGAGCAGCGCCUCAACCAAGUCAUCUACGCGCUUCGAACAGUCAAAAAGUGACGACAGAUGUCCAAAAGUGCUCAAACGUGGAAUCUCAAGUGAUCAGGGAAAAUGUGAUGACUGCUUCACCUGAGCGUCUCUAUCAGGAUGAGCAUGCAAAGCAAAGGAAUUAUGCUCCUGCUUUGAUCCAUAAAGUCUUGGACUCUUGUCAUCCGAGCAUUAUUGGGGGCGUUAGAAAGGAUAAUGAACUCACUCAGGUUAUCAAAGAGUCUAUGGUAAAACCUUACCUAACCAAGGAAGAAACGCAACCUCUAGCUUUGUUGUACAGAGAUAUGUGGCUUGAGGCAUCAGCAGAACUACGGUUAACAAGGCCUGAAAAUGUUUAUCCAUUGUAAAUAUUUUCUGUCUUUUGCUGUUUAGUGAGUGGCUCUGAAAUCUAUGUUGUUAAUGAAGCUUAGAAGUUCAGUGGUUUCUCUAAUAUUGGAGUUGAUGAUUACUGGAAAUGCUUACUCUGUUGAUUUCUUCUUUAAACUGGACUUGCAUUUUGAAUUUCAAUAGUGUUCUGAGAGGCCCCAGUUAUAUUGUGCA
Tripterygium wilfordii is the source of this 2484-nucleotide messenger RNA. RefSeq lists its product as uncharacterized. Lineage: Eukaryota; Viridiplantae; Streptophyta; Magnoliopsida; Celastrales; Celastraceae. The coding region runs from base 111 to 2291 and encodes 726 amino acids. The transcript is spliced from 4 exons. The record is from RefSeq and is a predicted model, not a curated record.